CGGAGGCUGGAGCUGUGGAUGUGUCCCCGGGUGGCGGGGGAGGCCAGAACACCGGUCACUGUGAAGUUUUCGGGGCGCACGUCGCCGGGACCGUGCAUGAGUUGGGUAUAAUUUGGCCUCGAGUUUCUGCCUUAACAAGAAAGAACUGGGAAGUGCUCCUGAAAGAAAACUAAAAGAAGAAGAAAGCCCCAACUUAUUUUUACAUGGUUGUCAGCUCCUUUACAAAUAUGGACACUUUUUCCAACAUUUUCCCAUCUGGGGGAGACAGUAGGCAAAAUGAAGAAGAGUUGCAGAAAGUGUUAAUUGAUGAAAGAGUACGAUGUGAAAAUCAUAAAACGAAUUAUCAGACCCUGAAAGGUGAACACACAAGGUUGCAGAAUGAGUACAUAAACUCACAAAAUGAACUCAAGAGGCUAUUAAAUGAAAAGCAAACUAGCCAGGAACAUUUCCGUCAGCUGUGUGAAGAACUAAAAGAGCAAUUAGUAGAGAAGAGUAAAGAGUUGGAAAAAGCAAAGUUGCAGGUAUUAAAUCCACAACAUCUAGAAUUGUUAAAAGCCCAAAUACAACAAGAAUUGGAAGCUCCAAUGCGAGAACAUUUUCAGAAUUUGGACCAAGAAGUGGAAAAGUAUCGAGCUGAAUACAAUAAGCUUCGCUAUGAGCAUACAUUUCUCAAGUCAGAAUUUGAACACCAGAAAGAAGAGUUUGUACGUAUUUCACAAGAAGAAAAAAUGAAAUAUGAAUCAGAGGUUGCAAGACUGGAGAGAGAUAAAGAAGAACUGCAUAACCAGCUGCUCAAAGUUGAUCUCACAAAAGACAGCAAACGCAUGGAGCAACUUGUGCGAGAAAAAACCCAUUUGUGUCAAAAAUUAAAAAGUUUGGAAGCUGAAAUAGCAGAAUUAAGGGCGGAAAAAGAGAAUUCUGGUGCUCAGGUAGAAAAUGUCCAAAGAAUACAGGUGCGGCAGUUGGCUGAAAUGCAGGCUACAGUCAGAUCCCUAGAGGCUGAAAAACAGUCAGCUAAACUACAGGCUGAACGCUUAGAAAAAGAGCUACAAUCAAGCAAUGAACAAAAUACUUGCUUAAUCAGUAAGUUACAUAAAGCUGAUCGGGAAAUAAAUACACUGACCAGUAAAGUAAAAGAGCUUAAACAUUCAAACAAACUAGAAAUAACAGAUAUCAAACUGGAGGCUGCAAGAGCUAAGAGUGAUCUAGAAAGAGAAAGGAAUAAGAUUCAAAGUGAACUGGAUGGAUUACAAUCAGACAAUGAAAUUCUCAAAUCAGCUAUUGAACACCAUAAAAUGGUCUUAGUAGAAAAGGAUCGUGAAUUAAUACGGAAAGUACAGGCUGCCAAGGAAGAAGGUUAUCAAAAACUUGUAUUAUUACAAGAUGAAAAGCUAGAACUUGAGAACAAAUUAGCAGACUUAGAGAAAAUGAAAGUGGAACAUGAUGUCUGGAGACAAUCUGAAAAGGAUCAGUGUGAAGAGAAAUUGCGGGCUGCACAGAUGUCUGAAGAAUCAGCCAGAAGGGAACUUCAGAGCAUUAGGUUAAAACUUCAACAACAAAUUGUGAAUGUUGAAAAUGCAGAGAAACAAAAGAAUGAGAAUUCUGAUCUGAAGCAGCAAGUCAGUCAUUUGCAGAUCCAGGUGACCUCACUGACACAGUCAGAGAAUGACCUGUUGAAUUCAAAUGAAAUGCUCAAGGAAACAGUGGAGAGAUUAAAGCAGGAAUGCCGAAGUUUAAGAAGCCAAGCUGAAAAAGCGCAACUAGAGGCUGAAAAAACAUUGGAAGAAAAACAAAUACAGUGGUUGGAAGAAAAGCAUAAGCUUCACGAGCGUAUCAAAGACAGAGAAGAAAAGUAUAAUCAAGCUAAAGAGAAACUACAACGAGCUGCAACUGCUCAGAAAAAGAGAAAAUCUCUUCAUGAAAACAAGUUGAAGAGACUGCAGGAGAAAGUAGAAGUUUUAGAGGCAAAGAAAGAAGAAUUGGAAACAGAAAACCAGGUGCUGAACAGACAAAAUGUUCCAUUUGAAGAGUAUACAAGGCUUCAGAAAAGACUAAAGGAUAUACAGAGAAGACAUAAUGAAUUUCGAAGUCUAAUCCUGGUUCCUCACAUGCCUCCCACAGCACCUACAAAUCCUGUUAACCUUCAGUCAUCAGCCAUGGUUCCUGGCAUGGACCUAGCCUUUCCUCCUCAUGUGCAGGAAGAACAGCAUCAAAGGGAACUCUCUCUUCUUCGAAAAAGACUAGAAGAACUAGAAACAACCCAAAGAAAACAGCUAGAGGAACUUGGAUCUUCUGGGGAGUGAUGUUCUUGGAGAAAAGGCAGAUAGAUCAAAAGGGGUGAAAUCAGGGACUCAAUAAAGUGUGGAGUUUGACAUGUGUGGCACUGAGAUACUUUAUUACUAUUUGCCAAAGUACUGGAGCUUGCUGUAAGGAAAGGUGCCAGCUACAUGCUUCAGUACACAAGUAUCAGGACUUUAGGUUUUACUAUGAAAAGUGAAACAUUCAAAGAAUCCAUUUCAGAGCUAUUUAGAAACUGUAUUGGAACCCUUUGCAAAUAUAAAAAUGAGUACAAGGAAUUAAUUAAGAAAUCAAGUUUUAAAUUAAUUUUACAUUGUUGAAUAUUUUGGCAUCUUUGUCUAAAAUAUGCCCAUCUUUUCCCUCUUCCUUAAGAUACUUUACCAUAACAAGGUCAAUUAUUGUCUGGUUUACUAUAUACAAGAGUUCUAAACCUCUACUAGGUUUUAGAAAAAAGAUGGCACUUUAAAAGACAGCCUAAAAACUUAAAGAUGAUCUACGUGUCUGUCUCAUAUUCAUUACAGAAGGUUACCAUUUUUAAAAAGCUGUGUGCACAUAAUUUAUUGAAGAGCUUAAUAAAUAUUUUUCUACCUAC
Molecule: messenger RNA, 2890 nt
Organism: Dipodomys ordii (Ord's kangaroo rat)
Lineage: Eukaryota; Metazoa; Chordata; Mammalia; Rodentia; Heteromyidae
Gene: Cep83
Product: centrosomal protein 83kDa
Exons: 16
Coding region: 204-2303 (699 amino acids)
Cellular component (GO): centrosome
Source: RefSeq, a predicted model, not a curated record